GGAACCGGAAGUUGUAGGGGACGUGCCGGUCCCCAGCAUGGCGGCCGCCUGCCCUUUAGGUCAGGCUGCUGAAACAGUGGCCGUCCAGCUGCUGGGUUUCCUGUGGUUCGUGUCAGUCACCACGGGACCCUGGGGAGCUGCCGCCGCCGGGGGCGAGGAGCCGCUUAAGUGCGAGGACCUCAAAGUGGGACAAUAUAUUUGUAAAGGUCCAAAAAUAAAUGAUGCUACACAAGAACCAGUUAACUGUACAAACUAUACAGCUCAUGCUCCAUGUUUUCCAGCACCUAACAUAACUUGUAAGGAUUUCAGUGGCAAUGAAACACAUUUUACUGGAAACGAAGUUGGUUUUUUCAAGCCUAUAUCUUGCCGAAAUGUAAAUGGCUAUUCAUAUAAAGUGGCUGUUGCACUGUCUCUUUUUCUUGGAUGGUUGGGAGCAGAUCGAUUUUACCUUGGAUACCCUGCCUUGGGUUUGUUAAAGUUUUGCACUGUGGGGUUUUGCGGAAUUGGGAGCCUAAUUGAUUUCAUUCUUAUUUCAAUGCAGAUUGUUGGGCCUUCAGAUGGAAGCAGUUACAUUAUAGAUUAUUAUGGAACCAGACUUAUACGACUGAGUAUCACCAAUGAGACAUUUAGAAAAACACAGUUGUAUCCAUAAAUAUUUUUAAAAGAAACAGAAACACAGGUCUGCAUGUGCCUGAGGUGUCUCUAAUCUUCUGCAAAGGAUUUUCAUGUAUCUUGUUGCUCCUGCAGUUCCCAGUUCAGACUCUCUUUCUUCACAGUGAAUAUGGUUAAAGGACCAAGUUCACAGGAAAAAAAUAACGUCAAAACAGAAAGAUAUUCUGUAGUAUUUGAUGAUUACAAUGAAAGUAUAUGUUGUAGAUAGUUCAGUGAAUCUUAUCUUUUCUGCUGUCUCUCUCUCCCAUGACCUUUAAACCUCUUUCUUUUCAUCUUCUUUCCUAAACCUGAAAGUUGAUAGAGUCUCAACCCUGAACUACCAUUAAGUAUUUAUUGUAACCUAAAGUUUGGCUCUGCCCAUGAAAAUUAUUAAUUGGCCUCAGCUUUAAAUAGGUAAUACACUUGGAGAAGUCAGAGAUGCCAUUAGUCCUCCUGCUUCAACUCUCUGCUUCUCUAGGACUCUGCUACUAUAAGGGCUUUAUUUCCUUGACUGUACAUUAGUCUAUUCUAAUAAGUAAUCUUCCAGGAAUGCUAGGUUUUUCUCAGGAAAACAAUUUCCUGGUAUAACCAUUCUCUGUAAUGGGGAAGUCCUAUAUAACAUGGAGGUGAUUGGUCACUUUGAAUGCCUAGCAGCUUUUAGUGACAGGGCAGAGGGAAAGACAGGCCAGGUGUGCUGGCCACAGUCAGAGGCCUGGGGCUUCCAGUCCACUCUGCCUCAAGAGUGCGUCUAGCGGCCAGGAAGGGAAUAGACAUUUAUUUCUACUUACAUUGUAGUGUAUAAAUAGGACAUGAAGUAUAAUUUUGCCCUUAAGGUAAUUUUUUCUUUUCUAAAUAAAAUUAUGGGAUAUGCUUUAUAGAUGUUGUCAUAAGUUUGAACAGUGAUAGACCCUGUCAAGAUCUGAGGAAUUUACUUAACUGAUUGUCCAAAAGUUGUUCAAAUCAUUUCUUAUAAACUGUUAAACUUCUUUGGGUUUAAAAUUGAAUCGAAGCUUAUAGAUCCAUCUGCCUCUUCUUACCAGGGAACAACAAAUUGAGAGUAAGGAAUUUGAGACAAAGACACAGUCAGAGUAAUCAGUGUGAAACUGAAUCCCGCAUCUAGAUCUCUGUGAGUUCCACUGGUUGCCCUCCACUUCCCGCCCCCACUCUGCCAAUUAUAUCAUUUCAUAUGAAGCAUCUUCAUCUUGGAAAUUAUUACUCUUCAUGAGAAGGAUUGAGUAGUUUCACAUAACUUUAUUUUCAUACUAUAAAUUGUUGUGUCCCAUUCAAAAGUAUGUAGUUUUCAAACCAUAAUGUGUAAAAAUUAAGCAAAUGUAAUUUAAAAAGUAAUUCCAUUCUCUGUGACUUAUUAUAUAAACAUUUAAUUGGGAUUCCUGACUAAAUUUGAAACCUAAAACUCAAAAGUCCUGUUGAGAAGGCAGAUGUCUGCAUUGUCGUUCAUGUGGUUGCUCUCCAGUGUACGUGGAAGGGCCCCACGAGCGAGAAAGUUGGUUCAAGUAAGGGAAGCGUUAUGGUGUGCACCUACAGUAACCUCAUUGGACUCUUAAAAUACUGUGGUUUAAUAUAUUUCUUUCUUCUGUUUUAGGAUUGGGCCUUGUUGAUUUUAAUAGUGAGCUCUCAGCAUGUGGAUUUCCAGUUUUCCCUUUUUCCUUCUUCACAUACCAUUUUAUGGAUUCCAUAUCAUUCUCUGUUGUUGGUAAUGUUUUUGUUUUGUUGUUUUAGUUGAAAACAUUUUGUUCUGAGAUUUAUUUAAUAGGACUUUCUUUGAGAGCUGUAUAAUGAUAGUCAUUUUUAGGCUACUGUCUCUGUGAGAUAGAUAGCUUAUUACCCUAAUAUUCUUUAAUGUGUUUUCCAAAGGCAAGUUGCCACUUGUCAUUUUUUCCUUCUGAAAAAUAAAAGUGUGAUUUACUCACA
Messenger RNA from Phyllostomus discolor (pale spear-nosed bat), 2583 nucleotides. RefSeq names its product TM2 domain containing 1 (gene TM2D1). Gene Ontology annotation, molecular function: G protein-coupled receptor activity; amyloid-beta binding. The transcript has 7 exons. Gene Ontology annotation, biological process: apoptotic signaling pathway. Lineage: Eukaryota; Metazoa; Chordata; Mammalia; Chiroptera; Phyllostomidae. The coding region runs from base 38 to 652 and encodes 204 amino acids. The record is from RefSeq and is a predicted model, not a curated record.